UUCUAGAAUCUAUGUCAAAAGAAAUUAUAUACCCGUGGAGUUGAAUACUACAACAGAAACUCACCAGAGAAGUGAUUCGUUUGAAAGUGAAGACAAUCCCUCGGAUAGCUCACAAGACACUGUCACUGAAAAUAAGUCAGAAAGUGAAUACUUACCUGAUGAGACUAGUGAGUCUAGUAUCGAGUCUCCUCUGAUUUCACAUAUUACAUUGAGACCUAGAAAUAAAAUAAGUACAAGAAAACCAGAAGAGAAUACUUACCUGUGUUACAAUGAAGAUGUUCUAUUCUGUACAGCUCCUGAAACAUACAGUGAUGCAUUGAGUUCGAGCGAAGCAGAUAAAUGGAGAAAAUCUAUCAGUGAAGAACUUGAAGCUCAUGAGAAGAAUGAAACCUGGACAUUGGUAGAAAAACCAUCAGACACCAAAGUGAUUGGAUGUAAAUGGGUCUUCCGAAUCAAAGACGAGCCAACGGGUCCACGGUUCAAGUCACGACUUUGUGCCAAGGGUUAUGCACAAACUGAAGGUAUAGAUUACAAGGAAACUUUCGCUCCAACAGUCAGGUAUGACUCAAUCCGUCUAUUAUUGUCCUUAGCUGUUGAAUAUAAUCUAGAAAUUAUUCAAUUAGAUGUCAAAACUGCUUUUCUUUAUGGAGAAUUAGAAGAGGAUAUAUUUAUGUCUCCACCAGAAGGUCUAACCUGCAAAAGUAACAUGGUCAGUGUUCCAGUUGAUCCUCAUAUAAAGCUCGAGAAAGGAGAGUGCUCAGCUGACAAGAAUAUCCCUUACAGAGAAGCAGUGGGUUCACUGAUGCACCUAGCAAUAGUAAGCCGACCCGACAUCAUGUUUGCUGUAAGCCUGGUGAGUCGAUUUCUUAAUUGCUAUAAUGAAUCUCACUGGAACGCAGUCAAGAAAAUCUUCAAAUACUUGAAAGAAACCAAGAAUUAUGGUCUGUGUUAUCUAUCUUCAACGAACCAUGAAAUCCUGGGUUACUGUGACGCAGACUAUGCCAAUGAUGUUGACACCAGACGCUCAAUCAGGGGCUAUGUGUUUAUAAAGAAUGGAGCAGCAGUAACUUGGUCCAGCCAACGUCAGCAAACUGUAGCUCUAUCGACAACAGAGGCUGAAUUCAUGGCAGCCUGUGCCGCUACCAAAGAAGCCAUUUGGAUUAAACAGUUAUUAAGUGAUAUUGGUGAAUAUAAACAACAGACAUUGUGCCUAAAUUUAGAUAAUCAGAGUGCUAUAAGUGUUAUAAGAAAUGCUAAUUUUCAUAAAAGAUGCAAACACAUUGAUAUUAAGUAUCAUUUUGUAAAAGAAAAGUACUAUGAUAAAGUAAUUGAUUUAAAGUAUGUUUGCAGUAGUAAUCAGUAUGCUGAUAUUUUUACUAAAGCUUUGAGUAGAGACAAGUUUAGAUUGUUGAGAGAAAAGAUAGGCUUGGUAACACUUAACACUUAAUUUUAAAUGUAUCAUUCUGUUGUUAAAUUUUUGUUACUGUUUAUUUUUAUAAGGCUUAAAUUUAGUGGGAGUGUUAGAAGUAAAAUUUAAAUUUGAAGCCUAAUGUUGCCCGUACUCACUGAAAUAGUACUGUGUCUGAUAUGGUGUCUAUGACCGCUCUCUCUCUUCUCUCUUGUCGGUGAUCUCGGAAGCAUAUCAAGUCGUUGUAAAUUAUAAAAUAUUAAUUUAAUUAUUAAAUCAGUGAUAUAAAGU
Maniola jurtina (meadow brown) is the source of this 1699-nucleotide messenger RNA. Its product is annotated as secreted RxLR effector protein 161-like. The record is from RefSeq and is a predicted model, not a curated record. The transcript has 2 exons. The coding region runs from base 671 to 1447 and encodes 258 amino acids. Lineage: Eukaryota; Metazoa; Arthropoda; Insecta; Lepidoptera; Nymphalidae.